Cyclocybe aegerita is the source of this 324-nucleotide messenger RNA. The record is from the annotation of a GenBank genome assembly. Lineage: Eukaryota; Fungi; Basidiomycota; Agaricomycetes; Agaricales; Hemipholiotaceae.
AUGGCAAACCACACAAUUGCAAAAGACCUCAAUACUGCUCUCCGCUGGGCGACAGAAGCCGUCAGAUUCGACAAAAGAGGGCAGGACUAUGGCGCCGCGAUGGACGCGUACGCGAAGAGCGUCUCGUUACUCGGCGACAUCCUGGAGGUGCUCGAAUGCGAGAGGAGUGCUGGCCGGCUCAACAAGACCCGCGACAACGAGCUUAACAAGCUCGCGAGGAUACACGACUCGUAUAGGGAUAGGAUGCUGGUGUUGUCCUUGACGUUUGGGUUUGAGAUGCCGCCAGAGCUAGAGAAGCUGAUGACCACUCCAACAUGGCGCUGA